CUGCCUAAAAAAGUGUUCAAGGCAAGAGUUCCUUUUUGAUGGUGCCAGUGAUAAUACCCUUCCCUUCGCCUACAGCCCAAUGACAGAGAAUAACAUCACGAGACUCAAGACGCGUCGACCAUCUGAAGGAAAAAAGGGAGAUUGCAGAAAAUUCAAAGCGUGUAGCACAAUGUACAACUUUGCAUGCCAUGGACUUCUCUCGAGAUUGCUUGGAACAAAUGCAUCUGGAAAGGCGAUGAUCAUAUUUUUGCUCACAUCCAUCCAAUUGGCGAGAAACUGA
Messenger RNA from Meloidogyne enterolobii, 280 nucleotides. NCBI's taxonomy places the organism in Eukaryota, Metazoa, Nematoda, Chromadorea, Rhabditida, Meloidogynidae. The record is from the annotation of a GenBank genome assembly.